Molecule: messenger RNA, 564 nt
Organism: Bolinopsis microptera
Lineage: Eukaryota; Metazoa; Ctenophora; Tentaculata; Lobata; Bolinopsidae
Product: actin-like protein 6B
Exons: 5
Coding region: 1-564 (187 amino acids)
Biological process (GO): chromatin remodeling; nervous system development; regulation of transcription by RNA polymerase II
Cellular component (GO): NuA4 histone acetyltransferase complex; SWI/SNF complex
Molecular function (GO): chromatin binding
Source: RefSeq, a predicted model, not a curated record
AUGAGUGGCGGUGUCUAUGGAGGAGAUGAGGUGGGAGCAGUUUGUUUUGACAUAGGUUCUCACACAGUACGAGCUGGGUUCGCUGGUGAAGACGCUCCCAAAGCUAACAUCCCCACACAUAUGCUGACUGGAGACGAGAGCACAAAGUAUCACAUAGGCACUAACGCUCUCAGCUUCCCUCGAGAUAAAUCUGAAGUUGUCAUGCCUCUCAAAGAUGGGAUGAUUGACAACUGGGAGCAAUGUGAGGCUAUGUUAGACUACGUGUACACAAAGUGUCUCAGUGUAGACAGUGCUGAGCAUCCGGUCAUGAUGAGCGAAGUUGCAUGGAACAGACCUGCGAUCCGACACAAAACAUGCGAGAUGAUGUUUGAGAAGUACAACGUGCCGGCGUUCUACCUCUGUAAGAACGCAGUGUUAGCGGCGUUUGCGAGCGGGCGCUCCACAGCCCUGGUCCUAGAUACUGGUUCCGUGCAGACUACUGCUAUCCCUGUACACGACGGUUAUGUUCUUCAACAUGGUCAGUGUUACACUAAAACGUCCUUCUAUUCUUCGUUCGCGUUAUAG